GGGUACGCGGUUAAGGGUUACGGUUCGCCGGUACCGAGUAUCACGGUCUACGGCUACCGUAGCCGCGAACACGCAAGAAGACUCGAGUGAAAGAGGCGGACAAGAAGAGGAAGAGGGAGCUGGCGAUGGUGGCAAAGGUGGUGGAGCAGCGGGUCGAGCGUACGAACAGGUGUAUUUCUACAGCCUCUAAAGAGAUAUAAGGCAUUGCUCGGAGCUACGAAACUUCAGUUUGCUCAAAGGUGCUCGCUCGGGUAGAAAGUUGCAAAAUCGGGUGCAACGCGGUCCUUACGGCCUCUCUCUCUCUCUCUCUCUCCCUCCCUCCCUCCCUGUCCUCCUAUUUUUUCUUCCUUUUUUAUUUCAUUUAUUCGCACAAACUCGUUCCUACUUGUUUCGUUUCUCUCAUUCCCCCGUUCCUCGAUCAAAAUUCUAUAUCGACCGUCGAUGGUGCGAAGUUUGAUUUAGGCGUAGUCGCGAUCUCGUUUAGGUUACCACGAUCGGCCAUUGGGGCGCCCAGUCUAAAACAGGCAGCCUGAUUCCAAAAGCGACGCAUCGGCCAAGAAACAUGGCACAGAUGGCACGAACGAUCUACGAUGGUUAUCGGGACCUGAUGGACAACAGGAGCGACCCGAGGGUCAACGAUUGGGCGAUGAUGAGCGGUCCCUUCCCCACCCUCUUCAUUUGUCUAUUUUACGCUUACUUCGUGAAGGUACUCGGGCCAAGGUUUAUGGAAAAUCGCAAGCCUUUCGACCUUAGAAACGUCAUGAUACUCUACAAUCUCUUCCAAGUGAUCUUUUCCUCUUGGCUGUUUUACGAGUGUUUGGCGUCCGGUUGGUGGGGAGUCUACUCGUUCAGAUGUCAACCGGUAGAUUACUCGGACGAUCCCAUGGCAUUGAGAAUGGCCCGUGGAUGUUGGUGGUACUACUUUUCCAAGUUCACCGAGUUCAUGGACACGAUCUUCUUUGUUCUGCGGAAGAAGAAUAACCACAUUUCGACGUUGCACGUGAUUCACCACGGAUGCAUGCCAAUGUCGGUCUGGUUCGGCGUCAAGUUCACGCCAGGCGGUCACAGCUCGUUCUUCGGCCUCUUGAACACGUUCGUGCACAUUGUGAUGUACUCCUAUUACCUCCUCGCCGCUCUCGGACCAAAGAUCCAGCCGUACCUAUGGUGGAAAAAGUAUUUGACGAGCCUGCAGAUGAUUCAAUUCGUUCUCGUCAUGAUUCACGCCUUCCAAUUGCUCUUCGUCGAUUGCAACUAUCCGAAAGCUUUCGUGUGGUUGAUCGGCGUGCACGCGAUCAUAUUUUACUUCUUGUUCCGUGACUUUUACAUCGAGGCUUACAAGAAGAGGAAAAGCACGAUAAGGAAGAGGCAGGAGGAAGCGAGGAAGAAGGAAGAAGAGAGGAGCGGCGACGAGUCCGUGCGAGAUCGUCUCAAGGAGAACGAUCUUAUUUACGCUAAUCAAUACAAAAUGGCGACCGGGUAUAUCUCGGACGAGGGUCUAAGAAAUCGCGUUUUCAUCGACAACCGAGGAUUGUCCGAGGAAUGAGUACGACCGCGAACGCGAUGCGAACGCUGAUCGCCUUUGUAAUCGAGACUCGCGUCGACGGAAUCCUCCUUGGAGAGGGUAGCGCAUAGAAGGGACUUCUUCUCGUCGCGGUGCGCGUGUGCGUGUGCGUGUGCGUGUGCGUGUGCGUGCAACGAACGAAUGGGAGAGAGAGAGAGAGAGAGAACGCGUCGAGCCAAGGCUCCUCGCUCGACGCAUGAAAACCUGUAUUCCCCGGAACGUCCUCCCGUCGAGAACCCUCGGGAAAGGUUCGGCUCGAUGCGUCGUCCGUCCGCGACGAUCCAUCGCCUCGAGUGCCAACAAUCCGUAGCUUCGUCUUUUCUUGCGUUGGCCGAGGACGACGCAACGAGGCGAAGCCAGCCCCGCUUCCUCGACGGAGGAGAAGAGAGAAAGAAGCGAUAUCGAAGGAAUAAAGGGAAUAAAAGGAGUUGGACGAAAGAUGUUUCUUUCAUCGCGCGAAUCGAUGCGACUGGACGGCAUUGAUCUCGAGACGAGACAAAGCGAUCGUCGUUGAUCCUUUUAGCGAUUAAAACGAGUCAUUUUGUAAUACGUAACGAUAGGUACAUUUGUACACGCGUCAACGAAAUAUAGGACGUAUUUAUUUCAAUACGAA
Vespula vulgaris is the source of this 2174-nucleotide messenger RNA. RefSeq names its product elongation of very long chain fatty acids protein AAEL008004-like. The transcript has 4 exons. Gene Ontology annotation, biological process: fatty acid elongation, monounsaturated fatty acid; very long-chain fatty acid biosynthetic process; sphingolipid biosynthetic process. Bases 563 to 1543 code for a protein of 326 amino acids. The record is from RefSeq and is a predicted model, not a curated record. Gene Ontology annotation, cellular component: endoplasmic reticulum membrane. Gene Ontology annotation, molecular function: fatty acid elongase activity. Lineage: Eukaryota; Metazoa; Arthropoda; Insecta; Hymenoptera; Vespidae.